Drosophila navojoa is the source of this 7586-nucleotide messenger RNA. It is a transcript of the gene Gug, whose product is annotated as arginine-glutamic acid dipeptide repeats grunge. The record is from RefSeq and is a predicted model, not a curated record. Gene Ontology annotation, cellular component: nucleus. Lineage: Eukaryota; Metazoa; Arthropoda; Insecta; Diptera; Drosophilidae. Gene Ontology annotation, molecular function: transcription corepressor activity.
AUUGCUUGUUGUUCAUCGAGAGUCGCAAAAUGGUGGCUUCUGCUAUACGCGGAGAAAUUUUGUUGUACCAUUAAGAACUAAAAAAAACACGCAUUUGUGCUAAUAUUAUUUAGUCAAAUUAUAGUGCAAGACUUUCACGUGCCACUGUCGCUGUAAUACGCGUGUGAAAGUAUACACAAAUUGCGUUUCAAAGUCAGCGAAAAUUGUGCCCAAAAAUCUCCGCAGCAAUAAAAAAAAAACGCAAAGCAAGCGAACUGUGCCAAGUGCAAAUUAACCAAAAUCUACAUUUCCGGCUGCCUGUGCGCCCUGCCAAAGUAACGGUACAACAGGAGGAGCAACAGCAUCAUCAUCACUAGAUAUCUCUGCAUACUUCUAUCUCACUCGCUCGCACGCACGUCAACGAUAUUGUUAGCGGGCCAAGUGGGAGCCGCAGCCACCCGGUUUCGAAUUCGAGUUCGAGCUGCUUGCUGGAACACACGCACACACACACAUCUAUACUGGAUUCAUGUUGAAUUUUCAUAUCAUAGCGGGCAUAAAAAGGCUUAACACUGGACCGGAAGCGUGUUUUUAAAGGGUGAUGGCGGCCUCCACUCAAGGAGAAAUACGAGUGGGUCCCGGCCACCAGGUAAACGAUGUCUAUGCAAAACUGCCCGAUUAUAAUCCAAUCUCAAGCUUCCCCGUUGACAAGGAAACCGAUGAACGUGAAUUAGAGGAAACAAGAUGGAGUCCUGGCGUUGUGGCCGAUGGCGACUUGUUAAUGUUUCUGCGUGCGGCACGCUCCAUGGCUGCAUUUCAAGGAAUGUGUGAUGGCGGUUUAGAAGACGGUUGUUUGGCUGCCAGUCGCGACGACACAACAAUUAACGCACUCGACGUGCUGCACGAUUCUGGCUACGAUCCAGGCAAAGCUCUACAAGCACUCGUAAAGUGUCCCGUUUCGAAGGGCAUUGACAAGAAGUGGACCGAGGACGAAACGAAAAAGUUCAUCAAGGGUCUGCGACAAUUUGGCAAGAAUUUCUUUAGGAUCCACAAGGAUCUGCUGCCACACAAGGAUACACCAGAGCUGGUCGAGUUCUACUAUUUGUGGAAGAAGACGCCCGGCGCCAACAAUAAUCGACCGCAUCGGCGACGCAGACAGAGCGCCUUGCGUCGCAAUCGUGUUACGCGCGCCAACAAUACACCUCCCAAAAAGGAGGACACCCCGGAACCACAAGCUGCGACGACGGCGACGGCGGCGGCGUCGGCUGCAGAGACGGCGAAUCGCUCAUCGCCCGCUGUCUCCAAGGAGGAGAACAGUUCUCUAACCGAGGACGACGUCAGCGAGUGUGACAGUGAUUCGAGUCUGACCAACAAAAGGGAUGAAUCACCAUCUAGGAUGAGGACUAGAAACAAACAACAGAAUAACAACAACAACAACAACAGCAGUAGCGCCGCUGCAUCUGGUGGCGGUGGCAACUCCGCCGCGGCUGGUGCUGCCUCCGUCAACGCAUCCGGCAACAGCUCCGGCAAAGAUCAGUCCUCUGGCUCGGCGAACAACAACAGCAACGCCGUGGCGAACGGGAAGCGACCCAAGCGCGGCUCCGAAACACCGGACGCCGCAGCAGCAGCCGCCGCCGCUGCUUGCGAUAGCCCGAAGACGCCCACCAAGACCGUGGCGGAGGGAUCGGGCACUAAGCGCAAGGGCGGCAAGCAGGACACGCCCAACAAGAAAAAGCGCACCGAAGCAGAGACCAACAGCAACAGCAGCGAGCAGGCGAUCAACAACAGCGAGGACAACGUCAAGGAGAAGCCGCGCAAGCGUCCCGACAGUCCCGUCGAGAGCAUGAACUCCGACAGUCGGCCCGAUUCUGUUCUCGACGAUGGCGAGUCGAAUACAACCGACACGGAUGGGCGCACCAUCGAGCAGCAGUCCAGCAAGGAUAGCAAGGAGAUCAACUGCAAGGAGGAGAACGCUGUCACGUUGUCCGGCGACGUGGACUCCAAGUCGGAUGUGGUCAACGAGAAAUCGAUCAAAGCGGAAACUGCCUGCGCGGACGACAGCAAGGAUACCAUCAAGAACAUGGAUGAGGAGACCAACAUCCAGGCACCCAGCAGUAUACAGCCGCUCAGUAUCAAGCCCGCCCACGUGGAUGGCCUGCUCAAAGAGUCCAGCUCCUUGGAGGCGCCGCCAGCUGUUGUGCCGGUCGCACCGAUCGCCAUGAAGGUGCCCACAAUUGCGACGGUGGAGGCGCUCAACGCGUCAGUCGACCGCGAUCGCAAGGAGGCCAUCGAGAAGAUGGAGAUAUGUGAGAACGAGGCAGCCGCACGCGAUCCCGAGCUGCUCAAGAAGCUGGCCACCAUCAAGCAGGAAACGUUGCCCCAACAGCAGCAGCAGCAGCAACAACAACAGCAACAGCAGCAGCAACAACAACAACAGCAGCAGCAGCAACAACAGCAGCAGCAACAACAACAGCAGCAGCAACAGAUGGUGGGCGUGCCGCCCGUGUCAGCUGCAUCUGGGCCAAUGCAGGAAGCCGUUUACAUUAAGAAGGAGCCCAUGGAGGACUCCAUGGACGCCACAUGCAAUCAGAACAGCAACGAGCCACAAGAUCUCAAGGUCAAAAUCGAAAUCAAAAACGAAGAUCUGAAGAUCAAUGCCAGCGGACUGCCGCCCGUCAGCUCGGCGGGGCCGCCGCCCAAUGCCCAGCUGGGUGGACUGCAUCAUGGCUCCAGCGAGGGCAGCAAUCCGGAGCCACUGCAUCUGCAGCAUAUGCCACAUGGACCAACGCCGCAGGCGCCUGCCGGCUACAUCAUUGACGGGCAGCUGAAGUAUGGGCCGCCCGGCCAGCCGCCUCCGCAGCCACCGCCGCAGCUGCACAGCGAUCCCGGCAGUGGGGGCGUGUCGGCACCAGCGCCUCAGAAAUAUCCUGGCGAUAUGGAAAUGAAGUACAACGAGGCGGCCGUCAAAUUCGAGCCAAGUGCCGGCAAAUUCGCACCACAGGAGCUGAAGUAUCCGGUGCCUGCUCCGCUGGAUGCGCUCAAGUACAGCCAGGAAAUGCAGGCAGCGGCUGCUGCCGCGGCGGCCGUGGGCAAGUACGACAUGAAGUACAUGAUCGAACAGCAGGGCAAGUACCCAGUGGAGCUAGCGCCGCCCAAGCCCGGCUACCAGGAGGCGCUGAAGAUACCCGAUGUGAAGCCGGGCUUUGCCCAUCUGCCGCACAGCAUUGGCUCGAGCUUAGACGGACCCGGUCCGCCACACAAAUACGCGCCGGCGGGUCAGAGUGGCCCGCCACUGGAUCAGCAGCCGCCGGGUGCCACGCCUCCGCCCGGCAUUGCCAUGCCCAAGCCGCACUAUCAGCACGAUGUGCAGACGCCGCCGCUGGGGCGACCGUUCGAGCCGACCGGACUUAUGCUCAAGUACGGUGAUCCGCUGGCGGCGAAGUACGGGCCGCCACAGCCGCAGGAUCUCAAGUACCCGAUGCCGCCUGUAUCGUCGUCAGCCGGCGGGGAGAAUCUGAUCAAGGCUUCGGCAUAUGGCCCGCCGCCGGAGAGCCCCAUCGAUGCCUCGGCACGCUCGACGCCCGGCCAGGAUAGCCAGGGCAGCAAUAGCAAUAGCAAUUCGCAGCCGCCAUCCUCGCAGCCGCAGCAGUUCCAGUCGCCACAUCCCUCGCCGCACAUGCCUUCGCCAGCUGGCGGCGGCCUGCCACCCGGCAUGCAUCCACAAAAUCUCAUCUCCCCGCACAGCCAUGGACCACCGCCGAAUUCCGGCUCCGGCCCGGGUCCGCAGCCGCCGACGUCCUUGCAUCAGCCCAUCAGCUCGAUGGCUGGCCAGGGACCGCCCGGGCUGCAGCACGGCCUGCCACCGGGACCGGGAGGGCCGCACGCACAAAUAUCAAUAGCCAAUUCGCUGACGGGCGUCGUCACCUCGCUGGGCGCGCCCACGAUGUCCACCAUGGCGCCCUCGCAUCCCAUGCACCCGCACAUGCAUCCGCACCAACAUGCGCACCUACAGUCCUUGCAGGCGCUGCACCGGCAUCCCGAUCUGGGCGCGGCCAUGCAUCCACAUGCGCCCAUGGCCAUGUCGCUGCAGGCACCGGGUCCACCGCCGCCGCACAGCCAUGCGCAUCCGCUGGGCCCCAGCCAUCAGCAGCAGCCGCAGCCGCAGCAACAGCCGGGUCCGAGCCCGGCGGGCACAGUGCGUACGCCAUCGCCGGCGCAGCAGCAACAGCCGCCGCGCAGCAUGCACGAACCGCUGCCCACGUCACGGGAGCCGCCCGCCUCGCACACCUCGACGGCGCCAACGGGCUCGAUGAGCAGCAUCAACUCGGGCCCGGGUCCAGGACAGGGGCCGGGGCAGGGGCCAGGACCAGGACCGAUGCCACAUCAGUCACCGCAUGCGCAUCGGACAUCCCCGCUGCCGGGCUUGGCGCAUCCGUCGGGACUCAUCGGCCAUCCGAUGCCCAUUCAUCCGCACUUGGCGCACCUGCCACCUGGUCAUCCGGCACACGCAGCUCUGGCGCAUCCGGGCCAUCAUCUGCUGUCGCAUUCGAUAGCAGGUCUGAGCCAUGGCGGCGGUCCCAUCGCUCUCCUGGCCGGUCCCGGCGGUCUGGGUGGCCUGCCCGAGUCGGCGCUCAGCCGGCGCACGCCGCCCAGCCAUCUGUCGCAUCCGCACUCCUCGUCGGGGCCGUCGACGCCGCACUCGGUGGCCAUCUCGACGAGCAUGUCGCUCUCCACCACACCCAACACGGUGCCCUCGUCCGCCUUCAGUCGCGCCAGUCCCAGCGUCCAACUCUCGAGCGGUGCCCCGCCAGCUGGUGGCCCUGGUGGCAACAGCAACAGCGGCACGCCGAACAACUCCUCGGCAGCUGCCGCCGCUGCGGCCGCAGCCGCUGCUCAUCGCGCCGCCUCGCCCGCCUCCAGUGUGGGCAGCCUGAGUCGGCAGAGUCCGCUGCAUCCGGUGCCGCAGUCGCCGCUGAGCCAUCAUCCGUCGUCGUCGGCGCUGUCCGCCGCAGCGGCCGCUGUUGCCGAACGGGAUCGGCAUGCGCUGCUGCGUCAGCAGUCGCCGCACAUGACGCCGCCGCCCGUGUCGAGCGCCUCGGGCCUGAUGGCCAGUCCGCUGAGCAAGAUGUACGCACCACAGCCGGGCCAACGAGGCUUGGGCACAUCGCCGCCGCCGCAUUUGCGACCGGGUGCCUCGCCGCCGGUCAUACGGCAUCCACAAAUGCCGUUGCCAUUGCCGCUGAUUGCGCCAGGCGGCGGCAUACCGCAGAUUGGUGUGCAUCCUGGGCAGUCGCCGUAUCCGCAUCCGCUGCUGCAUCCCUCGGUCUUCUACUCGCCGCAUCAUCACAAUCCCUUCAACUCGCCCUAUGGCUAUGCGCCGUACGGACCUGGCUUCCCCGCCUACAUGAAGCCACCGCCGCCAUCCGGCCCACUGGAUCCCGCCGCCGUGAUGGCCGCCCAUCAUGCUGGGCUGUCGGGUCCGCCGCCGCCGUCGCGCCAGGAUGAGCAGAAUGCCGCAGCUGCGGCAGCUGUGGCCGCCGAGAAGCAGCAUGCGGCGGCAGCAGCAGCAGCUGUGAAUGCUUCGACAGCGACCACGGCGAAUGCCACCAAAGGUCAUCACAAGCAUCCGCAUGGUGUGAAUGACAGCGAAACAGAUCUGAGCUCAUAUCCCGGCUAUAUACACUAUCGGGACAAAUACGAUCUGACCUACAUAGCCAAGGUGAAUCCCUUCUGGCUGCAAUUCGAACCGCCUGACACCAGCACCUUCUACAUCAUGGCCGGCCUCUAUUGCCUGAUCUCCGUGGUCGGCUGCUUUGGCAAUGCGUUCGUCAUCUUCAUGUUCGGCAGCCGGAAGUCGCUGCGCACGCCGGCCAAUAUAUUGGUCAUGAAUCUGGCCAUAUGCGAUUUCCUGAUGCUGGUCAAGUGCCCCAUCGCCAUCUACAACAACAUCCAGGAGGGCCCGGCGCUGGGCGAUGCAGCUUGUCGCAUCUAUGGCUUUGUGGGCGGCCUGAGUGGCACCUGUGCCAUCGGCACUCUGACGGCCAUUGCCCUGGAUCGCUACAAUGUGGUGGUGCACCCGCUGCAGCCGUUGCGCCGCUACUCCCGCCUGCGCUCCUACCUGAUCAUAUUCGCCAUCUGGUGCUACAGCUUCCUGUUUGCCGUGAUGCCCGCCCUGGACGUGGGCCUGUCGGUGUAUGUGCCGGAGGGCUUCCUCACCACCUGCAGUUUUGACUAUCUCAACAAGGAGACACCGGCACGCAUCUUCAUGGCCCUCUUCUUUGUGGCCGCCUACUGCAUACCCUUAGCCUCCAUUGUCUACUCCUAUUUCUACAUACUCAAGGUCGUCUUCACGGCGAACCGCAUUCAGUCGAGCAAGGACAAGGCCAAGACCGAGCAGAAGCUAACAUUCAUUGUGGCGGCCAUCAUUGGUUUGUGGUUCAUUGCCUGGUCGCCGUAUGCGAUUGUCGCCAUGAUGGGCGUCUUUGGCCAGGAGCAGCACAUCACGCCGCUGGGCUCCAUGAUACCCGCGCUCUUCUGCAAGACGGCUGCCUGCGUGGAUCCCUAUCUGUAUGCGGCCACACAUCCCAGAUUUCGUGUCGAGGUGCGUAUGCUGAUGUAUGGACGUGGUGUCCUCAGGCGCGUGUCCACCACUCGCUCCUCCUAUAUGACUCGAUCACGCUCCUCCUUCACGCAUCGGCUGCGCCCCUCAAGCGGCGACUGCGAGAAUCGCGCUGAGCCCUACACGCUCAACAACAACCUGAUGAUGGUGCCCGAGGAGACGGAGGAGAACGAGGAGAUCAUCGUUGUGGCCGAGAUCAACAAUUCCAUCUCAGGGGUCAUGGAGCAGAGUAAGUUUUAAAGAAAGAGAGAGAGAGAGGGAUAGAGAGGGAGACAGCUAACCAUAUCAAUUGAUUGUCUAGAUAAGCAUAUUUUUGUACUAGAAAGAGGAAGAGAUUAAGUGUCAAACGUGAUCAUUUAUGUACCGAAGAAUUUUAAAGAGAGAGCUUACAAAAUGCAGUAUUAUUAUUAUUUUUAUAUUAAAUGUUAUGCAUAUAUAGUCCUUUAGCUCGUAUAUUCCCUUUGAAAGACUUGUUGGACUUGAUAAAAAUGAAAUGAAAUUCUUCAAAUAUAAUCAAACAGAAAUCAAGAAAUAAGCUCGCCCUUCACGUGAAUUAUAUAUAGCAGGACUUCACUUGGCUGCAGUUCAAAGGAAAAUUGUAAUGAGAUACUUGCCCUUUAACGGCGCCAAGGCAGCUCUCUCGGUGGAGAGCAAUUAUAGCCAGCUUAUAGAUAAAUUAAUGUACCCUAUCGAAUAUUUACACAACUCCAAUGCAAACAUAAUACAACAUUGCUGUGGGCAACGAAGUGAUAGAGGUCUUGUUGAGGGAGCUUAACUAAAAUGUUAAUAGGUAUUUAUUGUAGUAUAAGCCCCAUAGUGAGGUCUGCCCUUAAGUAGGCUCUCAAUAAGUCUAGUGUAAGUAAGUAAGUGUCUAUUGUGCGUGAGGCAGAGCAGGGAAACCGAAAUGUAUCAUCAGGGAAAGAGACAUAAAUAACUCACUUCAUAUGUACAUACAUACAUAUACAUAUACAUAUAUGUAUAUAUAUAAAUA